AUGCAUCUCAUCAAGCCAUCAUGGCUGAGCCAUCAAGGCGAGCAGAAGGACUUUGAGGUGUACAGCUGUCACGUCUCUCCCGACGGAAAGAGGCUGGCUACGGCAGGAGGAGAUGGACACGUUCGUAUAUGGGAUACCGAAGCUGUGUACAAUGCCCACGAUCGCACAUUUACGAAACCGAAGCAAUUAUGCCACAUGAGCCACCACCUCGGCACGAUUCACUCUGUUCGCUUCUCCCCCAAUGGCCGAUACCUUGCUUCCGGCGCCGAUGACAAGAUUAUCUGUGUAUACCAGCUCGAAAAGGGUGCGCCCGCUGUCGUAGCUCUCGGCAGCAACGAGCCUCCGCCAGUCGAGAAUUGGAAGACCUCGAAACGUUUGGUAGGCCAUGAAAACGACGUCCAGGACCUUGCCUGGGCCCACGAUGGCUCCAUUCUUGUUUCCGUCGGUCUCGACUCCAAGAUUGUCGUAUGGUCUGGGCACACUUUUGAGAAGCUCAAGGUGCUCUCUGGUCACCAGAGCCACGUCAAGGGCAUCACAUUCGAUCCAGCCAACAAGUUCUUUGCGACUGCCAGCGACGACAGAACAAUCAAGAUAUUCCGAUUUACCUCGCCGGCUGCGAAUGCGACCCAGCAUGACAUGAUUAACAACUUUCAGCUGGAAACCACCAUUAGCGCACCCUUCAAGUCAUCGCCAUUGACGACUUAUUUCAGACGUUGUUCCUGGUCUCCUGAUGGUAACCAUAUUGCUGCCGCCAAUGCCGUCAAUGGUCCUGUCAGUUCCGUUGCCAUCAUCGAGCGAUCUAGAUGGGACAGCGAGAUCAACUUGAUUGGCCACGAGGGUCCCACCGAGGUCUGCAUGUUCUCCCCACGCCUGUUUCACACGGAGAAGCCUGCCGAGAGUGGCACAUCCAACGGGCAUGCCACAGGAGCACUUGUGACUGUGAUAGCAUCAGCGGGCCAGGAUAAAACUCUGAGUAUAUGGAACACGAAUUCGUCUCGACCAGUGGUAGUGUUGCAAGACUUGGCCGCAAAGUCUAUUUCAGAUCUAGCGUGGACCCCGGACGGUCAGACACUGUUUGCUGCUAGUCUCGAUGGCAGCAUUGUUUGUGCUAGAUUUGAGACGGGUGAACUGGGCUGGGUAGCCAAUCUGGAAGAGACAGACAAGGCUUUGUCCAAGUACGGUGCCUCGAGAAAGGCAAUGGGCAUUGCUGAGGACGUUGAUGGGCUGCUGUUGGAAACUCACGCCAAAGAAGGUGAACGGAGAGGCGCAGAGUCCCGGAUGGGUGCUCUUAUGGGUGAUCAUCAUUCUGUUUCAAAAGACCUUGCACCAGCAACAAAUGGUACCAAGACAGGCACAGCGACGCCAAAUAAUGCACCUACGCCAAAUGGACAGCUUGCAGCAGAAGCCUCCAAGGAAUCUGAAAAAGAGAAGGAGAAUGAGAAGGAGAAGGAGAAGGAAGCAGAGGCCACUCCAGCACAAGAAACCGCCGAGAAGAAUGUGCAAAGAGUCAAUGACUUAAAAUCGCGAGUCACAAUCACCAAAGAUGGAAAAAAGAGAGUUGCGCCUAUGUUGAUAUCUUCAUCGGGGACUGGACAAUCAUCGUUACCUCAGACACAGCUCGUCGGUUCCAGCGCCACCAAGACCGCCCAAAAUGAAGCACCACAGACAAUACUGGAUCUCAACAAGCCCUACGAUGGUUUACCAGAGGGAGGCCUGGCGUCAAUGCUCCUGGGCAACAAGCGCAAAGCCAUUGUUGUCGAUGACGAAGACGACGAGCACGCUGGCAAGAGACCCGCAGCAGGGCCCCGUCCUAUUCUAGAAAAUGGCGUGGAUGGUCUCGAACCUGCCGCGCUAGAGCCUCAGCGCAGCGGUAUUGUGCCUACUCCAGACUUCCUGCGACCCGCCGUACUAAAUCCAUCCAUCGCCAUUUCCCAGCUUCGUCUAGCUGUACCCAAGAUACGCUCACAUAUCCUCAGGCCCCUUGAAAGGGGAGUUUUGCAAAAGGACACUACGCUAGAGGAAGCUUCGAAAAUCCCAGAAAACAUUAUUCUCGAAGCAAAGAAUCCCGUAUCCACUAGAGACCCGUCCCAUAUCACAGUCUCAAAGCGUGGGGCUGUUCUCUGGCAGGACUUUCUACCCCGGGCGACCAUUCUUGUCACUGGAAACAAGAACUUUUGGUCCGCUGCUUGCGAGGAUGGCAGUCUAUAUACAUGGACACCCGCCGGGCGUCGAUUGAUCAAUGCCAUGGUCCUCGAGUCACAGCCGGUGAUUCUCGAGUGCAGAAAUUGGUGGUUGCUAUGCAUUACAGCUGUUGGCCAGUGUCAUGUAUGGAAUAUCAAAACUCUGUCAUCACCACAUCCGCCCGUAUCUCUGGCUCCUGUGCUAGAGAUCGCCACAACGUCACUUCAACCACAUGCAGCAAUGCCAGGACCAGGCGUCACUUCGGCUCAUCUGAACUCAAAUGGUCACAUCAUAGUCACUCUCACCAAUGGAGAUGGGUACUACUAUUCUCCUAGUAUGUAUACCUGGCAGCGACUAUCUGAGGCCUGGUGGGCUGUCGGCAGCCAGUAUUGGAACAGCAACGAUUCCUCUGUUGGCGCGCUGCAGUCAACGGCUGUGGGCCCAACAACAGCCAAGAACAGCAAGAGCGAAGAAACUUUGGUGUCAGCUGGCAUCAUUCCGUACCUGGAGCGCCACACAACCAAUGAAUUCUUGCUUAAGGGCCGGGCUUACACACUCCAGCGGAUCAUCAAACAAUUGCUUUCGAAAGAUGGCUUUGAGACGUUCGAAUCCAGUGUCAGCAUUGCACAUCUCGAGAACCGGAUGGCUGGUGCCUUGCAACUUGGCGCCAAGGACGAGUUCAGAUUAUAUCUUUUCAUGUAUGCCAAGCGGAUCGGUGCCGAGGGGUCACGAGGCAAGGUUGAGGAACUACUCAAUAGUCUUCUUGGCGGUAUCCUGCAGGAUAAGGACGGCGAUUCUGAGCCAGGAAAGGGCUGGUUCAGUACGGACGAACAAAUUUGCGGAUGGGACCGGAAAAUAUUGCUGAAAGGCGUAGUGAUGAUAUUGGGCAAAUUCAGGGAAUUGCAAAGACUCACUGUGCAGUACGCCCGCGUGCUGGACCUGACACUAGAAGAGGAGGACAACAACAGUGAUGAGAUGAUUGUGGAAUCCUAA
This is a messenger RNA of Pestalotiopsis fici W106-1, 3174 nucleotides long. Its product is annotated as Protein hir-1. Gene Ontology annotation, biological process: chromatin remodeling; DNA-templated transcription; regulation of DNA-templated transcription. NCBI's taxonomy places the organism in Eukaryota, Fungi, Ascomycota, Sordariomycetes, Amphisphaeriales, Sporocadaceae. Gene Ontology annotation, cellular component: HIR complex; nucleus. The record is from RefSeq and is a predicted model, not a curated record. The transcript is spliced from 4 exons. Gene Ontology annotation, molecular function: protein binding; nucleosome binding. The coding region runs from base 1 to 3174 and encodes 1057 amino acids.